GUGAUGCUGAUUGGCUGGGGCUGCUCUGCGAAGCUUGGAAGCCUGGCGAGUCGCUGGGGAAAGCGGAGCAGACGCCUGGCGCAGCCCGGAGCAUCGGAAGGUGCUCGCUCAAGUCGGACCCGCGGAUCGGAGCCUGGAGAUAGCGGUCGGGGCCUGGAGGACAGCAGCAAGUGAAGGGGGUCCCUCUUCCUGCAGGAGGAGGUCAUGGCCUUCUUGUUGGUCACCCGAAGGCUCACCUGCAGCUCCCAGAAAAACCUCUGCCUCUUCGCACCUGGGUCCAGAUACAUCAGUCAAGCUGCUGCCAAAGUUGACGUUGAAUUCGAUUAUGAUGGGCCACUGAUGAAGACAGAAGUCCCAGGGCCUAGAUCUCAGGAGCUAAUGAAGCAGCUGAACACAAUCCAGAAUGCAGAGGCUGUGCACUUUUUCUGCAACUACGAAGAGAGCCGAGGCAAUUACCUAGUGGAUGUGGACGGCAACCGCAUGUUGGACCUGUAUUCUCAGAUCUCCUCCGUGCCCAUAGGUUACAAUCACCCGGCUCUGGCGAAACUCGUCCAACAGCCUCAGAACGCGAGUACGUUCAUCAACAGGCCUGCCCUGGGCAUCCUGCCUCCGGAGAACUUUGUGGAUAAGCUCCGCGAGUCCCUGAUGUCGGUGGCACCCAAGGGCAUGUCCCAGCUCAUCACCAUGGCCUGUGGCUCCUGCUCCAACGAGAAUGCGUUCAAGACUGUCUUCAUGUGGUACCGGAGUAAAGAAAGGGGCCAGAGAGGUUUCUCAAAAGAGGAGCUGGAGACCUGCAUGGUCAACCAGAGUCCUGGAUGUCCAGACUACAGCAUCCUCUCCUUCAUGGGUGCUUUCCACGGGAGGACCAUGGGUUGCUUAGCGACCACACAUUCUAAAGCAAUUCACAAGAUUGACAUCCCUUCGUUUGACUGGCCCAUUGCUCCAUUCCCGCGGCUGAAGUACCCACUGGAGGAAUUCGUGAAGGACAACCAACAAGAAGAGGCCCGCUGCCUAGAAGAGGUGGAAGAUCUGAUUGUGAAAUAUCGGAAAAAGAAGAGGACAGUGGCUGGAAUCAUUGUGGAACCCAUCCAGUCAGAGGGUGGAGACAACCAUGCAUCAGAUGACUUCUUCCGCAAGCUGAGAGACAUUGCCAGGAAGCAUGGCUGUGCCUUCUUGGUGGAUGAAGUACAGACUGGCGGAGGCUGUACUGGCAAGUUCUGGGCCCACGAGCACUGGGGCUUGGAUGACCCAGCCGACGUAAUGUCAUUCAGCAAGAAGAUGAUGACCGGGGGCUUCUUCCACAAGGAGGAGUUCCGGCCGAGCGCUCCUUACCGGAUCUUCAACACCUGGCUGGGGGACCCAUCCAAGAACUUGCUGCUAGCUGAAGUCAUCAACAUCAUCAAGCGAGAGGACCUGCUCAACAACGUGGCCCAUGCUGGCCAGACCCUACUCACGGGGCUGCUGGACCUCCAGGCCCAGUACCCCCAGUUCAUCAGCAGAGCGAGAGGACGAGGCACCUUCUGUUCAUUCGACACUCCAGAUGAAUCCAUACGGAAUAAACUCAUCCUAAUGGCCAGGAACAAAGGUGUGGUAUUGGGGGGCUGCGGUGACAAGUCCAUUCGUUUCCGUCCCACGCUGGUCUUCAGGGAUCACCACGCUCACCUGUUCCUCAAUAUUUUCAGUGGCAUCUUAGCAGACUUCAAGUAAAGAAGCCGUUUCCAUGACAUUCAGACAAA
Messenger RNA from Acomys russatus (golden spiny mouse), 1736 nucleotides. RefSeq names its product 4-aminobutyrate aminotransferase (gene Abat). Gene Ontology annotation, biological process: GABA catabolic process. Gene Ontology annotation, molecular function: pyridoxal phosphate binding. The coding region runs from base 205 to 1707 and encodes 500 amino acids. The record is from RefSeq and is a predicted model, not a curated record. The transcript is spliced from 16 exons. Gene Ontology annotation, cellular component: mitochondrion. Lineage: Eukaryota; Metazoa; Chordata; Mammalia; Rodentia; Muridae.